UUAGAACCUCGCAGGAGCGUAUGUUGAGAAAGCUCAGUGGCUUAGCUAGCUAACGAAAAAAUAGAAAAAUAAAAUUUCUGGGUUUGAGUUAUGGACAAGAAUCCUACGCGAUACAAUGUACAACUGUAUAUUUAUGAUUUGUCCAGAGGAAUGGCUCGGAGCCUUAGUCCUAUAAUGUUGGGAAAGCAGCUGGAUGGGAUAUGGCACACAGCUAUAGUGGCAUAUGGUGAUGAGUUCUUCUUUGGAGGGGAGGGGAUCUCCAGCUGUUCUCCGGGCGGGACUAUGCUGGGGCCUCCUGACACAGUGGUGGAGCUCGGUGAGACUGAAGUCUCUGAGGAGAUCUUCAUGGAUUACCUCUCUUCCCUGGGAGAAAGCACAUACAGAGGUGACAGGUAUCGUCUGUUUGAGCACAACUGCAACACUUUCACCAACGAGGUGGCUCAGUUCCUGACGGGCAGGCCUAUCCCGUCCUACAUCACUGACCUUCCUUCUGAAGUCCUCUCUACACCAUUCGGCCAAAUACUGCGGCCCAUCCUGGACUCUAUUCACAUCGCCCCUCCGGGAGGAAACGUCAUCAACGGGGGACGAAACAUGUAACCUGAGAGAGUGCAGAGUAAUUUUGAAGUCACUUCCAGUGUAGUCAGUCAGUGUGAAGUCUCAAUCGUUCUUUUUUCCUUCUUCAUAUAAAUCACUAAUAUAUAAUAUAAUGAAUGACUUGGGAUUGGGGGGGGGGGGUUAUUUGCCACUUUAGCUUUUCAGGAGUGAAAAGCCGUUGAGUAUGUUGAGUCAUGUUUUGUAUAGAAGAGGUUUGAAGCACUGAAACAUUGUUUUGACUUUAAAAACAACACAAGACUUUGUAGUAUUAAGAACAGCUCGUGUGGUAGCUGUAACUAAUCCACCUACGACAUAACUUAGUUUUGUACUGAGGUACAAAAUGCUCUUUUAUCUUAAAGCUGAAAUUCAUUUGGUCACGUGUUUGAUCACAAUUUUCUCGCUCCAUUUGCACGACUAAUAUUUUUAGUAAUACUCACCUCUGAGGAUCUUCUGCUGCUGACUACAGUGGAUUUAAAUCUCAGCAUAUCAAUUUUCAGUGGAUAAAGACUGACAAGAACACGAUGGCUGAUUAAUGGAGAGGGGUUUUUUCAUUUUGGUCAAUCAUGUUUUGAUUUUGCACUUUUAUGUUGUUAAUUUUCCAUCUUCUGUUCUUUUGUACCUGUAAUCUUUGUUUUUGUUUGUAUUUAGUUCAAAUAAUGUGGAUGCCUACUUAAACGAUCACUCCAUUUGUCACAGAGUGCGAUGUAACAUACAGCAGGUGAUUGAUUGUCUAUACCACGCCAAGGUUGUAAGACUAGAGGAGUGUAUAGACUGUAUAUAAAAUAUGAAUGUAGCCAUGGUGGUGGAUUGGCUUGAGAGGUCGCCCGUAGAAGCCUCCAAUUGAGCAUUUUGGCCAUGCCCUUUUUUGUACCCAGACUUGUUAACAGUUAAAUUCCUGGUGUUUUUUUUAAAAAAAGACGGUGAAUGAGACCAUAAACUCCUCAGACAGCGUUUACUGUGAUAAUAGAUGAUGUGAUCAGUACUGUAAUUCUACACAGUCAGGCUUCUUUUACCUGACGAUGAGUCGCCUCCUGCUGGCGAUUAGAAAAGAAAUGCAAGUCUGCUUCACUCCUCAGAUCUGGAGGCUACAUCUCUGUUUUUAUAUACAGUCUAUGGAGUUGUCUACUGCUUAAACUUGUUCUUAUGUGUGCACAUCUACAGCAGGACUGUAAAUUCUCUGUAUAUGCAAGUAAUCCCUGGCUUUCAAUAGUUAAUUGCAGAGAUGAUUACAGGCCGCAGAGUUCCACAGUGCUGUAAACUAACUUUCCACACAGUCUCUCUCUCUGUCUUCUUAAAAACAAAGAACAAAGCAGUGUGUUUGGCUAUUUCCGAUUAGGCCGAAACAUUUUGAGAAACAACCUUGUUUUGGUGUCGAGUCUACUGAAAGCGAUGCGCGUCUCAGUCCCGCUUUGACAGAAAGUUGUCAUAGGUGCUUCGUGGUCUGAAUUAACUCUAGAAAUAGAUGCUGAUCAUAGAUACAUUUUCUUAUAUAGAUAUAUUUUUACAACUGCCUGUGAUCCAGAUGCCAUGACAGUAAUUCCAAACAAUAGCACAUCCACAUUUGCAGGCAAAGUUGACCUGUACUCUUAAUAACAUCCCGCUCGAGUCCUUUAACAACCACCAGAGUGUGUUUAAAAAUACAAUACACCUCUGUGCCUUCAUUCCCCUCUGCUUGGCUGUAGUUACACUGUUGGCAGUUGGCGUGGUUUCCAUAUAGCACGCAUGGUAAUGCCCCGUGCAGGCUGCGUUAUAAGCAUCUGAUCCUACGUGAAGAGAAAGGCACUAAAAGUAGUAAGAAGCAACACGCAUUAGAACAUUUACCAUAAACUAUCAGAAAUAUUCAGAUUUAAUAUCAAUAAGCGCACACACAGCUAACUUCAGUAUAAUGCAUUUAGUAGGUGUCAAUCUGUUAAGCCGGUGUUAAACACGUAACCCUCAUUUGAACUUCCUAACUUUUCUCUGCUUAAACAGUGACGGGUGAAAGAAGCACAGGAAAACAAGAAAUUCUCGCCGAGUGAUUAAACCAGCAUUAACUCUCCUCACGUGUUCCUGUAAUAAACAAACCCCGCACACACUAUCUCCAUCACUUUGGCACGGCACCUGUGGCUCGACUCUUUCUUUGUUGCACGCGCACAAGCUAACCAGACCUGCAAGCUUUUUGAAACUUUUAAAGUUUAAGCUGACCUUUGCAAAGCAUUAACCGUACAUGUUUGGAAUAUUUCUCUUCAGCAAGCUUUUGAAAACUCAGGUGAAUCUGGGUUCUGUAAAUCUGCCUUCUGCUAACCAACUAACUCGUAUAAUAACCCGACCGCUGAAAUGUUUUUAAAAGUCACCCUUCGUUGCUCUGAUUUUUGUUGUUGCUGGCUGCUACCUGUAAUGUGAACUUGCAACAGAUGUUUAUGGAUAUUAUUUCCUGAUUUAACUAAUAACUAUGAUAGAUAUAUUUAUGCAUAUUGUUUGUAUUGUUUGUGUAAUUGUUUUUUGUAAUUCUACCUAUACAUAAAGCCAUUGACUGCAAAUA
Molecule: messenger RNA, 3115 nt
Organism: Oreochromis aureus
Lineage: Eukaryota; Metazoa; Chordata; Actinopteri; Cichliformes; Cichlidae
Gene: desi1a
Product: desumoylating isopeptidase 1a
Exons: 6
Coding region: 91-597 (168 amino acids)
Biological process (GO): protein modification by small protein removal
Molecular function (GO): peptidase activity
Source: RefSeq, a predicted model, not a curated record